Molecule: messenger RNA, 4118 nt
Organism: Diachasma alloeum
Lineage: Eukaryota; Metazoa; Arthropoda; Insecta; Hymenoptera; Braconidae
Gene: sfl
Product: bifunctional heparan sulfate N-deacetylase/N-sulfotransferase
Exons: 10
Coding region: 764-3427 (887 amino acids)
Cellular component (GO): Golgi apparatus
Molecular function (GO): deacetylase activity; heparan sulfate N-sulfotransferase activity
Source: RefSeq, a predicted model, not a curated record
GUGUGAGAGAGAGAGAGAGAGAGAGAGAGGUGAGGAAAAAGCUCAUACUGUAAAUAAUGCUUACCGGCCAGAUGGGUUAAGCACAGUGGUGACUCGUUUUACACGUUGUAAAAUGGCGCCCAUGAAACCACAACGACAGCCAUUUGAAAAUCUUGAUGAAGGCCAGGGUCGUUGGCGGUUGAAAAUAACUGGAACAAAUAUAAAACAAGUAAUGAAUUAUCAAUUUAAAAUUCAAAGAACGUGAAUAGAGAGGAAAAGUGAAAAUAUAAUCCAUGUAUUUUUCUAUUUUCAUAAUGGACGAGUGAUUUGUGCAAAUUCUGUUGGAAACUCUCAACUGUCAAAAGAAUAUAUUUAUCAUACCCUUUUCCUAUGAUUUUACAUUGUUUUAUUUAAAAAAAAAAAAAAAGAAGCAAAAAAAGAAAAGAAAAAAAAAGGAAAAAAGUAUAAUAAAAGAAAGCAAGAGGAAAUGGAUGUGGAUGAUGGGGGAUGGGGAGGGGUUGGUGUGUCGUUCACGAGCGAUCCAAGAGGCCCAUGUUACGCCUCGUUGGAGUCAUUGAUGCCCCAGUGCACCAACACCAGUGAAAAUCAGUGAGGCGAACUGGGUUGGUACCUGACAGACUUACGACAAGAGGAAUCGAGUUGAAGGAGAAAAGUGAAGAGGGUUGAAACGACGAAUCUUUUGCACGAGUAAAUUGUACACUGCCGGAAGUCAAUUUGACGGUGGACUGAGGACAGAGAGAUAGUGGAGUUGAAUCGAGCCAGGAUGAAGAUUUCCGGGGUAGAGGCUAGUGUACCCCUUCUAGGUGCUGUUGCACCACGCUGUGUCGUUAAACAGGCAACUGUCAAGCGUUGUGUUGCUGCAUUACUCCUCAUCUCGGUUGCCAGUAUAUUUUAUUAUACUCAUUAUGUCAUCAGCAGUCCAUUAUCCAGCCUCAUUCACCGUGACACGAGACCAGAGCCAUCGAUAAGGUGUUCAACCCUGAGGGGAGCCACGAGACUGCCGGCAGCCCCAGAUCAUCGAAGCGAAGCCAGACUUAGAAUCGAUCCCAAGGUUUUGGUUUUCGUUGAGACAUUGUAUUCCCGAGUUGGAAGAGAAAUAGCUGAAUUGCUUGUCUACAAUAGGAUCAAAUACAAAGUGGAAGUAACUGGAAAAUCAUUACCAGUCCUGACGAAUCUGGAUAAAGGAAGAUAUGGCGUACUAGUGUUUGAGAACAUCAACAAAUAUUUACAGAUGGACAAGUGGAAUCGAGAAUUGCUCGACAAAUACUGUCGUGAAUACUCGGUUGGUAUUGUUGGAUUUGCUCCACCGGGUGAAGAAAGUCUCGUUGGAGCUCAACUCAAGGGUUUCCCAUUAUUCAUUCACACAAACUUAAGACUCAAGGAUGCACAGCUGAACGCCGCCUCACCCAUCCUGAGGUUGACCAGAUCCGGGGAGACGGCCUGGGGGCCGUUACCUGGAGGCGACUGGACCAUUUUUCAACCAAACCACAGCACGUAUGAGCCACUGGCAUGGGCGUACCGAGACACUCUGGAUUAUACUAGCCAAAAGACACCACUUGCCACUGUUAUUCAGGAUCAUGGAAGGUACGACGGCAUUCAGAGAGUCCUCUUUGGUGGUGGCUUACGCUUCUGGCUUCAUAAAUUAUUACUCCUAGAUUCAUUAUCCUACUUGUCACAUGGGCAAUUGAGUCUGAGCCUUAAUCGUAUGAUUUUGGUGGAUGUCGAUGAUAUAUUCGUCGGUGAAAAGAGUACAAGACUUAAAAAAGAUGACGUCCUUGCACUUUUAGCGACACAACAAAGAAUUCAAACACUUGUGCCAGGUUUCAAAUUCAAUUUGGGGUUUUCCGGCAAGUAUUUUCAUCACGGUACAGCGGAGGAGAAUUUAGGGGACGAUAUGCUACUCGAGAAUGUAGACAGAUUUACGUGGUUUUCCCACAUGUGGAAUCAUCAGCAGCCUCAUCUCUACGAGAAUGUAACACAUCUGCAAACGGACAUGGCACUUAACAAGCAAUUUGCUAAAGAACACGGAAUUCCAACAGUUAGUGGUUACAGUGUAAGUCCUCAUCAUUCUGGAGUUUAUCCAGUGCAUGAGGGACUGUACGAGGCAUGGAAGAGAGUAUGGAACAUCAAAGUGACGAGUACAGAGGAGUAUCCACACCUGAGGCCUGCCAGACUGAGGCGUGGCUUCAUUCAUCGUAAUAUUAUGGUACUACCGCGACAAACUUGCGGCCUAUUCACACACACUAUUUUUAUCGAGAGAUAUCCAGGCGGGAGAGAUAAAUUGGACGAGUCUAUACAGGGUGGUGAAUUAUUCCAAACAAUUGUUUACAAUCCCAUUAAUAUUUUCAUGACGCACAUGUCCAAUUACGGUAAUGAUCGUCUUGCGCUCUAUACAUUCGAAUCGGUCAUUAAAUUCAUCCAAUGCUGGACAAAUUUACGACUCUCGAGUGCGCCACCACUCCAGUUAGGUGAACGAUAUUUUCAACUGUAUCCAGAAGAGGCUGAUCCAGUAUGGGGUAAUCCCUGUGACGAUCAGCGACACCAAAAAAUAUGGUCGCGCAAUAAGACGUGUGACCAAUUACCAAGAUUUCUCGUUAUUGGACCACAGAAAACUGGUACAACAGCUUUGUAUACCUUUUUAUCAAUUCAUCCAGCCAUUAGCAGCAAUUUACCGAGUCCUGAUACCUUUGAGGAAAUACAAUUUUUCAAUGGAAAGAAUUAUUACAAGGGGCUCGACUGGUACAUGGGCUUCUUCCCAGCGUCGAAAAACGAGAGUUCUCGCUAUCUAUUUGAGAAAUCGGCGACAUAUUUUGAUGGAGAAUUGGUUCCAAGACGAGCGCACGCUCUUCUACCAAAAGCAAAAUUAAUAACAAUACUAUUAUCACCAGCCAGACGAGCCUAUUCUUGGUAUCAGCACACAAGAGUACACGGGGAUCCGGUGGCGAAUAAUUACAGCUUUCACGCUGUAAUAACAGCAAGCGAUACAGCGCCAAAGCCAUUAAGGGAUCUUCGAAAUAGGUGUCUAAAUCCGGGCAAAUAUGCCCAGCACCUAGAAAGAUGGCUGUCUUAUUAUUUACCCCAGCAAUUGCACAUAAUUGAUGGUGAACAAUUACGUCAGAAUCCAAUAGAGACGCUUCACGAGCUCCAGAGGUUCCUCAAAAUAACACCUGCAUUUAAUUACUCAACCCAUUUGAGGUAUGACCCGAAGAAGGGAUUCUUCUGUCAAGUCACUAAUGAAGAUCGGACAAAGUGCCUGGGGAAAAGCAAAGGUAGACAGUAUCCACCGAUGGAGGACAGAUCGUACAAGCUCUUGCAGAGGUACUAUCUCUCCCAUAACACAGCCCUAGUCAAACUGCUCAAGAGAUUGGGAUCGAGAACGAUACCUCAGUGGUUGAAGGAUGAUCUCACUGACACAGUCAUGACCUAGCAAACGACAAUUGGAUCAGUAAAAUUCACCCUCUCACUGUCAACAAUUUCCCAAUCAUGGAAUUGGUCAUGGCGGUGACGUUGAUCUAUUAAGUAUUUAACAUUCCACUAUUGGGCCUAUUGAUACUCUUGGACGUAUCCGUGUUCAAGUGUUCAGGGACAGAGAAAGGGCCUAUCCAGUGGAGCGGGAAAAGCCUCUGAUGGCUUCCAUCGAGCCAUAAUAAUAAUAUUUAAUAAAUAAAACCUAGUCGCCAAAAUUUUGCACUUUGGACAAUUUUUUGAUUGAGCGGACUGAGAGCGGAAAUGGUAAAACGCAUUUUUUGAUUUUUUUUUUCCAGAAAAUCAAGAAAUACAUAAUUAAGAUGAAAAUAUUAAUGACUUGAGUUAACGAAUAGUUAACAUGUAUCCACAUUCCCUUUUCAAAUGUGAAAAACUUUGUAAAGUGGACAAACUUCUGAAUCAACGUAAGAUUGUCAAUAAUCUAGGGGAGAAAAAUCUAAAUGGACUCGCAUUUAUUGGUUUACUGGACCAAAAGAGUCGAUAAAAUAAUUCAAUUUUUAUUAUUGUAAUCACAUCUGUCCAAGGAUGAGACAAAAUGAUGAAUUUAUGGAAAAUGUUUUAUCAUGAAAUGUUUAUACACCAUUACGAACAAAUUACUUUGAACCUGAGCAAUUAAUACGAGAUGGGGGGGG